UUUUAUGCAGUGAUUAUUUAAAGCCAGUUCCAAAAAGAUGGCCAACUUUAAAGGACACGCUCUGCCUGGUACUUUCUUCCUGUUGUUUGGUUUGUGGUGGUCAGUGAAAUACCCUCUGCAACACAUCUGGAAUAAAAGACAACAUGGCAGGAGGCAAAGCCUGCGUGUGUAUUUCAACAGAAUGGACUUCAUUGAAGGGUUUUUAUAUACAACAUUCUUUGUUUCAGGCAUUAUGGCUGAACAGUUUGUGCCCGAUGGACCUCAUGCUCACCUGUACAAUGGGGAGUGGGUGAAGCUGAUGAACUGGCAACACAGCACCAUGUACCUCUUCUUUGGCAUUUCUGGCAUUGCAGAUGUUCUCACAAUGUCCCACCUUCCCGUCCCGGCUGGACUUGACCGUCUCUGCCUCUCUCUGGCUCUCUUUGUAGAAGGGUUCCUGUUCUAUUUCCAUUUACACAAUCGGCCAUCAUUGGACCAGCACAUUCACUCAUUGCUGCUGGUGGCUGUGUUUGGGGGUGCGGCCAGCACCAUGCUAGAGGCGUUCAUGCGAGACAUCUCUCUGCUCGAGGUGUUCAGAAGCAGCCUGGCCAUUCUGCAGGGCACCUGGUUCUAUCAGAUUGGUUUUGUAUUGUUUCCUUUGAAUGGAAAACAAUGGGACCAGGAGAACCAUGGCAACAUCAUGUUUAUCACCAUGUGCUAUUGUUGGCAUUAUGCAGUAGCUUUACUGAUUGUAGGAGUAAACUACAGUGUGGUGUGGUGGUUAAACAACAGAUAUAAACGAAGGCAGCUGACAGACUCUGAAAUCAGCCUCAGGAAAACCGCUCACUCAGACUCCGGCUAUCAGAAAGCUUUGCUCCAGGAAUCAGACGACGAAUAGACAGAUUCCUGGUAACUAGCUUAUGAAGGUUUCUGUUGAUAUAAAUAAAGACACAGUGGACACCUAGUGUAUACAGUAUGUAUCAAAUAACUUGUCUUAUUUCUAACUCCUGUAUGUUCUUACAUUUCUGCAGGAAA
This is a messenger RNA of Trichomycterus rosablanca, 1014 nucleotides long. RefSeq names its product transmembrane protein 45B (gene tmem45b). Bases 38 to 877 code for a protein of 279 amino acids. The record is from RefSeq and is a predicted model, not a curated record. The transcript is spliced from 5 exons. Lineage: Eukaryota; Metazoa; Chordata; Actinopteri; Siluriformes; Trichomycteridae.